Messenger RNA from Drechmeria coniospora, 555 nucleotides. RefSeq lists its product as uncharacterized. The coding region runs from base 1 to 555 and encodes 184 amino acids. The record is from RefSeq and is a predicted model, not a curated record. The transcript has a single exon. Lineage: Eukaryota; Fungi; Ascomycota; Sordariomycetes; Hypocreales; Ophiocordycipitaceae.
AUGGGCGACGGCGACAAAGGUCCCGCCCGUGAUUGGCCCCCCCCGGCCCGUGACCUGCAAACACUUUUUUUUUGGCCAACUUGGUUCCAGCACGCCAAACCUUGCUUCUUCAAUUCCGGACCACGACCAUCGAUAUCCACGCCUCUCGUCCCCGUCCCAUCUCCUCUUCCCCCUCAGCCCGUCGUCUUUCUCUUCUCCCCUUUCCUCAUCCCCGCCGCACGCUCCGCUCCCGCCGCCCGACGCGAGCUUGGACCGUGGGAGAUCCGCCCGGCCACGACGCACGACGCCCACGCUGCCCUCGACGGCUCCGUCCACCUCGCCCCAUCCUCCAUCAGUCCUCCUCUCCAUCGUCCGGCACCCCAAGGGGCCUUGGCCAACGCCCUUGGUUUCGUUCCGGUCCGUCUUCUUCCCCGGCCCAUCGUCCGCCUUCGGCCGUCGGCCGUCCCGCCCACCGUCGCCGCCGCAUGGUCCGGCUGCCCUCGAGCACGCUGUCGUCACCGACGCCCCGUCCGUCCGCCGUCCGUCCAUCGUGCCCACGCCCGCGCCUGCGUCUAG